CUGGCAGGCUCCUCAAGAUUGUUGUGAGGAGUCUAGCCAGUUGGUGAGCUCUGUAAUCUAAACCAGCUGUCUCCAGACUGAGGCCCCCAUUUGCAUUGUUUAACAUACUUAGAAAAUGAAGUGUUCAUUUUUAACAUUCCUCCUUCAAUUGGUUUAAUGCUGAAUUACAGAAGAGAACUAAGCAAAACCAGGUGCUUUUGCUGUAUCCUCUCCAGUGUCUGAGGAGGAGCAGACCUCUCUCUGCCCUUUCUAUUAUUUGGUAUUUCAUUCUUUGGAAUACAAAUGACUGAGGAACUCAAGUGCUAGCAAAACGCCGAUGUUCAGACACAUUUUUUAGUUAUUCAGCUUGCAGACUCCUUUUUUCCUUCUUUCCUAACUAAUGUUGGACAUGCAAGAAGUAAAGAGGAUACUGACGGUUUUCGUGCUGGCCACCUGCCUUACACGCCCUGGGAAAGCACAGCAGCAAUGCACUAACGGGUUUGACCUGGACCGUGCCUCUGGGCAAUGCUUAGAUAUUGAUGAAUGUCGGACUAUUCCUGAGGCCUGUAGAGGAGAUAUGGUGUGUGUUAACCAGAAUGGUGGCUAUUUAUGCAUUCCCCGAACAAAUCCAGUUUAUAGAUCACCAUAUGUGAAUCCUUAUUCAAACAUUUAUCCACCACCUCCAGCUUCCAACUACCCCACUGCUACAAGACCUCUGAUGUGUCGGUUUGGCUACCAAAUGGGUGAAAACAACCAAUGUGUUGAUAUUGAUGAAUGUGCUUCCGAGUCACACCAGUGUAACCCCACUCAGAUCUGUAUAAACACUGAAGGAGGAUACACCUGCUCCUGCACUGAGGGCUACUGGCUCUUAGAAGGCCAGUGUUUAGACAUAGAUGAAUGUCGCUAUGGCUACUGUCAGCAGCUGUGUGCCAAUGUACCUGGUUCCUACUCCUGUACAUGCAAUCCAGGUUUUACCCUUAAUGAUGAUGGACGAUCAUGCCAAGAUGUGAAUGAAUGUACAACCCAGAACCCUUGCGUGCAAAACUGCGUCAACACAUAUGGCUCUUUUCUCUGUCGCUGUGAUCCUGGCUAUGAACUGGAAGCUGAUGGAAUUAGCUGCAGUGACAUGGAUGAGUGCAGCUUCUCAGAGUUCCUUUGCCAGCACCAAUGUGUGAAUGAGCCCGGUUCUUACUACUGUUCCUGCCCCCCUGGCUAUGUUCUGCUUGAUGAUAACAGAAGCUGCCAAGAUAUCAAUGAAUGUGAGACUAGAAACUUCACUUGUACUACACAGCAAACCUGUUUCAAUAUCCAAGGAGGAUACAAAUGUCUAGACCCAGUAAAGUGUGAGGAUCCUUAUAUCCAGAUCAAUGACAAUCGCUGCAUGUGUCCAGUUGAAAACCCCGGUUGCAGAGAUCAGCCAUUCACCAUCCUAUACAGAGACAUGGACAUCAUGUCAGGACGGUCUGUGCCAUCUGACAUCUUCCAAAUGCAAGCAACAACUCGCUUCCCUGGUGCCUAUUACAUCUUCCAAAUCAAAUCAGGAAAUGAGGGCAGAGAAUUCUACAUGCGGCAAACGGGACCUAUCAGUGCUACUCUAGUGAUGACCCGUCCCGUGAAAGGGCCACGUACCAUUCUAUUGGACUUGGAAAUGAUCACAGUCAACACUGUCAUCAACUUCAGAGGGAGCUCUGUCAUCCGGCUGAGGAUAUACGUAUCGCAGUACCCGUUCUAAACCUUCGGUACAUUCCCUUUAAACGUUAAAAGCAACAACAAAAAGACAUUAUCCCCUUUCUGCAGAUCUUUUUCCUCAAAAAAAUAUAGCAGCUCAAAACCUAACCAGUGUUACCACAGACACAAUGGCCUGCGCCAUCUGAUGAGAGAAGCCUCUUCAUAUACAACCCUUUCCAGGAUGCAGACAUCUGAACAUGUAUUGUCAGCAGAUUCCGUAUGAUUUUAUAUGUGAUUAUAUGUUUUAAGAACCUUUUGUUGUUGUUGUUGUUGUUGUU
Molecule: messenger RNA, 1985 nt
Organism: Chelonoidis abingdonii (Abingdon island giant tortoise)
Lineage: Eukaryota; Metazoa; Chordata; Testudines; Testudinidae
Gene: FBLN5
Product: fibulin 5
Molecular function (GO): calcium ion binding
Source: RefSeq, a predicted model, not a curated record